Molecule: messenger RNA, 780 nt
Organism: Nymphaea colorata (pocket water lily)
Lineage: Eukaryota; Viridiplantae; Streptophyta; Magnoliopsida; Nymphaeales; Nymphaeaceae
Exons: 2
Coding region: 430-735 (101 amino acids)
Source: RefSeq, a predicted model, not a curated record
ACAAACUAGCCAUAAUAGAACCCUCAGGCCUCAACCUUUGAGGCAGUUUACAUGAUUUACAAGCAUGGUUUGACAAUACACUACGAUCUUUUGCUUCUCUUAAUGAGCUCGCUUUUGUACCCAAAAUGUUUUUCACUCAAUGAAGACUUCACAUGGAUCUCGAGCCCUUUUUUCUUCAAAGAACUUUACAAUUCUGUGAAUUCUCCUUCCCGUGAAGUGGGAAAGGAUAAAAUUGACGGAAAAGAAAGAUCAUGCAAAGCACACAACGCUUCACGAAAUACUUGGGGGAGAGAGUGAGAAUCCACAGGAUGCCCAACACUCUCUUUUUUACCAAACCAUAUAUGAGCUUCACUUAUGGGUUUACAUGCUAUGCCAAGUUUUACUGAAACAAACUGAGCAGAAGAAGACGAUUGACCGACGACAUUCGACAUGGGCAGUGCUCAAAGAAAGAGUCGCUGCAUUGCAAUUCUGAUGGCCGUCAUUGCUGUCGCGGUUUCCUUUAAAGCCUUCAUGACCAUGGCCGCGCUCUUAAUGAAGCUUUUCACCUUCUUUCUCCCUCUCCUGCUCUCGACAGCAGCCGUCCUGGUCAUUUUCCGCAACGCACAGGUGCCGGGGCACGUUGAAGAACAGUGGCUGGAGGAGGCUGGUGAAUUAUAUAGUAUGAUACUAGGGCCGCAUGAUCAGACUGACCCGUUUGGCUUGUCCGAGUACGUACCUUGGGAUGAUCAUGGUUGAAAUGUGCUCUCUCUCUCUCUCUCUCUCUCUCUCUCUCUCUCUCUC